Molecule: messenger RNA, 1015 nt
Organism: Canariomyces notabilis
Lineage: Eukaryota; Fungi; Ascomycota; Sordariomycetes; Sordariales; Chaetomiaceae
Exons: 3
Coding region: 240-989 (249 amino acids)
Source: RefSeq, a predicted model, not a curated record
GACCUUCUCAUCAGCAACGGCACUUGCUACUAUGCGAAGGGAAAGCUGGCCGACAAUUACUUCAUUCCCUGCGGUAACGCCGCGUUUGGGCACAUUCAUUGCUGUUCGGCAGGAAACAAGUGCUUAGUCGACAACGCCUGCUACAGCGACGAGUAUGGAACGACGUACCUGGCGGCGUGCACCAACGAAAGCUACAGUGAUGAUCGCUGCCCCGACAAAAAAGCGUAUCGAGAAUACCCAUGGGCUGGCUUGGUCUACUGCAAACCCAACGAAUGGGUAGCGUGCAAGGAGAAGGCGAAACCCGCGACUAUCACCAAAGGAGACGGGUGCGCAUGCCCUCAUUCAACUGCUGCCACCUCAGCCAUCGCUUUUACCCAAGGGCCAUUCAUACCAUCAAUUGGCAGACUACCUGCCACAAUUGGGGGAAGAAUAGAGUGGGAGCCAUCACAUUUCCCGACAGGACCAACAUCGUCGACAUUGUUGACAGCACCGACAACUUCCUCCGUGGUCACGGCUACCGUACCACGGUACCACCCGCCCCUGCCGAUUCUAUUACCGCUACAUCGACCCCAAUUGCUGCCGAUCAUACAAUCUCUUCGGGCCUAAGCGACGCCGCGAAGAUUGGCAUUGGGGUUGGCACGGGAUUUGCUGUGCUCAUGCUCCUUGGUGCUCUCUCGGCGAUAUGGAUAAUCCUGCGACGUAAUCAUACAAAUAAUGGCUCAAGCCUGGACGAGGCGCAGACAUCACUUCCAAUGCACAAUAACAAGGAAAUGGGUCCAGUUGAGAUGCCGGCGAUGCCGGCCUUGCCCCCAAAGUCACCGUUUAUUCCGAGACCGCAGUUCAUUGAUCAGCGCCCCCAGGAUCCUAGCGGGCCGUGGUUGAUGUCUUGUCACGCACAACGGCGAGAAAACAUACCACCCUCCAAAAGCCGGUACUCAGCGCCCUCGGAACUCAUGGCGCCAAUCGGCCCUGUGGAAUUGCCUGCCUGAUGGGGCUGGAAGAGCCCUGCUCUGUU